AGCAACCGGGGUCAGAGCCACUGUCUACCCGGCUAAGUAUUCUUUCGCGGUAUUCCAGUCCCAGCAGCCGGUCUGGGCUGAUCUCAGUCCCCAGCUGUCCGUCGUCCUGUCCACUUCUCCCUUCUACUGAUUUCCGUUGUGCGUAUCCGCUCAUUUGAGCGGGUUCCCACAAUGAAUACUCGCGGUUUCCGUUUGGAAACCAAUUUCUGGAGCCUCUGGCCCACCCUUUGUGGCCUGGGAUGGCUACUAGGGUUGGGGCUCUUUUUGGGGCUUCAGGCAGCCUGCGGUACCGCUUUCGAUCUGCCUGGGACAAGCCCAGAAGAUUAUUGCGAGUUGAACCUAGAAAACACCUCCUGCAAGUCAUUAGUGGAAGUAUAUGUAAACAGAUUGGACUCAGUGGAAUCUGUGUUACCUUAUGAAUAUGAUACCUUUGACUUCUGUCAAGAUGCUGCAAUGAAGAGACCUUCGGAAAAUAUUGGACAAGCCCUAUUUGGAGAACAAAUAAUAUCAUCUCCUUAUAAGUUAUCUUUUAAUAAAACAGAAACAUGUGUGAGUGUUUGUGUAAAAACUUACAAUGCAAUAAAUAAAGAACAAAAGAAACACCUGAAUUUCUUGAGGAACGGAAUACGCCUGAAUUAUCAACAUCAUUGGAUUAUUGAUAGUAUGCCAGUAACAUGGUGUCGUGAUACAAAAGAUGGAAGAAAACACUGUACAAGAGGAUUUCCCAUUGGUUGUUUCAUUACCAGAAGUGGCAAAGCAAAUGAUGAUUGCAUUAACAGGCCUGAAUUCAACAAAACAAAUACUUUCUAUAUCUUCAAUCAUGUUGAUAUUACUGUUAUAUAUCACAGGGAAAAUGAAACAGAUUUACAUAUUGCCAGAUUGAUUGCUGCUAAAAUUGAACCAAAAAGUUAUAAACAUUCAGAUGAAAACAACCUAACUUGUAAUGGACCCCCAAUGGAAAUAGCUGGUGAAUACGCAGAUAAUUUAAAUGUGAUCUAUACAUAUUCUGUAAAAUUUGAGGAAAACAAGGAUGUGAAGUGGUCUUCCAGGUGGGAUUAUGUUUUGGAAUCUAUGACCAAUACAAACAUUCAGUGGUUCAGCAUUACCAAUUCCUUUGUUGUUGUUCUUUUCUUAUCUGGCAUGGUGGCUGUAGUCAUAGUACAGGCUCUCCAUAGAGAUAUUACAAGAUAUAAUCAGAAACGUUCUUCUGGUACUGUCCGGCAGGAUUUUGGUUGGAAGCUGCUUAGUGGGGAUGUGUUCAGACCACCAGAGAAUGGACUAUUGCUGUCGGUCUUUUUAGGUCAAGGAGUACAAAUUUUGAUGAUGUCAUUGAUUACUUUAUUUGUGGCCUGUCUUGGAUUUUUAUCCCCUGCCAAUCGAGGUGGUUUAAUGACAUGUGCUGUUGUUCUGUGGGUACUUCUGGGAACCCCAGCUGGAUAUGUGUCUGCUAAAAUGUAUAAGACAUUUAAAGGUAUGAAAUGGAAGACUCACUUUUUCAUGACAGCACUGUUAUGUCCUGGGUUUGUCUUUAUUGACCUCUUCUUUAUGAAUAUGAUUAUUUGGACUGAAGGGUCAUCAGCUACUAUCUCCUUUAGUGGGUUCAUUGCCAUACUUGUACUGUGGCUUAGCAUAUCGGUACCACUCACCCUUUUGGGAGAAUACUAUGGGAGUCAAGAAACGUUUACAUGCCCAGUGCACAUAAACCCAUUGCGUCGUGCGAUCCCUCAGCAGAAGAUUUUUACAAAACCACUUAUUAACAUCGUAGUUGGUGCUAUUUUACCAUUUGGAUGCAUUUUUACUCAACUCUUUUACAUUCUAAACAGUAUUUGGAUUAUCAUUGGUGGUGGAGGUCCUUUUUGACCACCAGUUUUACAGCCGUUUAUUGUUUCAUCUAUGCAAUUCAUUACUUCUUUACGAAACUUCAGAUCACAGGCAUUGCAAGUGUUGUUUUGUACUUAGGGUACACGGUGAUCAUGGUGCUGAUUUUGUUCCUCUUCACAGGAACAAUCGGAUUUUUUUCCUGCUUCUUUUUUGUCACGACAAUCUACAGUGCGGUGCAGGUGGAUUAAAGAAUAUCCACCAGGACUUCCAGGCACAACACCAUUAUUGAUGUAUCUCUGUAAACAUCUAUAGAGAUAUAUAUGUGUGCCCUUAAUUAUAUCAAUCUCAAAUAAAUGCAAGCAUAAAUCA
Messenger RNA from Oryctolagus cuniculus (rabbit), 2190 nucleotides. NCBI's taxonomy places the organism in Eukaryota, Metazoa, Chordata, Mammalia, Lagomorpha, Leporidae. The record is from RefSeq and is a predicted model, not a curated record.